CCAUCAGCGCUCUCGCGCUGACAGUUUGCAAGUGUCAAUAAAAAUGGCGGAUCCACUGAGUCUGCUUCGUCAGUAUAAUAUCAAUAAAAAGGAGAUUAUCGAGCGCGAGGGACAGAUAAUCUUCGGUGAAUUCUUGUGGCCGAAGCAUGUGAAGACCAACUACCUGAAAUACGGGUCCGGGAAAAAGGGCGCUCCCAGAGAGUACUACACACUCGAGUGCCUGCUGUAUCUGCUGAAGAAUGUGCAGCUGCAGCACUCGGUGUACGUGCGACAGUGCGCCGCGGAGGACAUCCCGGCUGUCAACCGUCCGGACAGGAAGGAAUUGCUGGCGUAUCUCAAUGGCGAGACGUCGACGUGCGACAGCAUCGACAAGAGCGCCCCACUGGAGAUUCCCACACAGGUGAAGAGAACCAUCGAGCCGGACGGCAAUGAGUCGCUGGCGAAGAAGGCGCGCUUCGAGGACACGCAAGUGCAGAAGGUGAAGGAGCAGCUCGCGGCGCGUCUGGACGUGAACAAGAAGGAAGCGUCGGUGAACAUUGACAACAUCAAGUCGCUGUCCGAGACGAUGUCUGUGGAGAAGAUUGCGGCCAUCAAGGCGAAGCGUCUGGCCAACAAGAGGACGACGAUCAAGCGCAAUGACAACGACGACACGAUGGGAACAGAUCUGAGGGCGAUUCUGGACUUCGACGUGGACUCCACGAAGGACAUUAUCAGUCGCGAGCGGCAGUGGCGCACGCGCACCACGAUCCUGCAGAGCACCGGCAAGGUGUUCGCCAAGAACAUCCUGGCCAUUCUGCAGGGCAUCAAGGCGCGCGAGGAGGGCCGCACGAAGCCGCCGGCGCCUGUGCGGCUGCCGGAGCCGCCGCGGAUGGCGCGCGCGAUGCCGCAGCCGGCGCAGUACAAUCGCUACGAUCAGGAGCGCUUCAACAGGCAGAAGGAGGAGACGGAGGGCUUCAAGAUCGACACAAUGGGCACGUAUCACGGCAUGUCGCUGAAGAGCGUGACGGAGGGCUCGGCGCAGCAGAAGAAGACGCAGCAGAUCGCCGCGAUGCCGCCGGGCAGGCCGAAGGAGCUCAUUCCGACCGCCCAGGCGCGCCUGUUGCCGCAGAAUGCCAGCAAGCGCGUGUCGCGAACGCCCAUCAUCAUCAUCCCGGCCGCCACCACCAGUCUCAUCACCAUGUACAACGCCAAGGAGAUCCUGCAGGACCUGCGCUACGUGUCGCAGGAGGAGAAGAAGGCCACGGGCGCGCAGCGCGAGAACGAGACGCUGCUGCAGCGGCGCAAGGACGGCGUCACGACGGUGCCGUACCGCGUGAUCGACAACCCGGCCAAGCUUACGCCGCAGGACUGGAGCCGCGUGGUGGCGGUGUUCGUGAUGGGGCCCGCGUGGCAGUUCAAAGGGUGGCCGUGGGACGGCAAUCCCGUGGAGAUCUUCUCCAAGGUGUGCGCCUUCCACUUGCGCUUCGACGAGAUGAAGCUGGACGCCAAUGUCGCGCGCUGGGCCGUCACGGUGCUCAAUCUGUCGCGCACGAAGCGGCAUCUUGACAGGGCGGUGCUCAUGACCUUCUGGGAGGCGCUGGACAAGCACAUGAUUAAGAACAAGCCUGAGCUGCGCUUCUAAGACAGCUUUUCUGGGACAACUUCUGAUGAUCAACGCUGCUUUCCCGGUCCAGAGAAUCGCUGUUUUGCUUUUAAACGAUGAAGUCACGUGCGAAACUGUAAAUUGGCUAAUGAGUGAUGGAAGAAGAAGAAGAAAAGUAAAAUAAAGGAUAAGGAAUCAAAGGCAAGUAAUUUUUUCAUCCUUUAUUAUAAAUGCGUUAUAAGGGAGGCUAAUUUUUUUCUCUUUCUUUAAAUAUUGGAUUCACUAUUUUAUCCACUUGCUCUUGUCCUCUCUCUUAUUCAAUUCUUUCGCUGAUAAAAUGCAAAGUGAAAAAUUUGAUGACACAGAAUGGUUACAAUGACGUCACGCCUAUGAAAAAAAUCCUUGUCGAUUUUUCCAAAUAGAUAUAUAAAUUAGUCAAAUGGAAAGUCACAAACAUUGAAUUAAAUGCUAUUCAUUAUUUUAUGGGUAAAAAUGGAUGUUUUUUUUCUAUUCUUUUUGUUUUAGUCAAUUUUAGGAAAGUUUUUUGUGUGUUUUGUUGGGUUUUGUGAGUGUAAAAAAACAAAAAGGAAAAUUUACGCUCACUUUUUUUUUGUCACUUUGACGCACAAACAAUGAAAUCAACAGAAACUUUGUUCUUUUAAAUUACACAACAAACAGAUAUUUUUCUCACAUUUUGUCUCAAAUACAUUUUUUUCCGUCCUUAACGAGAUAUUCCUUUAAGCUACAAUCAUUCACUAGUAAAAUUGAAAGGGCGGGGGAGGGAAAAGGAGAAAAGGGAGGUAAAUAUAUAGUACAGAGUUUUUUUUCUCUCUCUUUUAAUGCGAUAUUUUUAGCCUAAGUUGUGUGUAAAUGUAAUUCUUCUUGUCCUUCUUAUUUCUUUCUUUCAUUUAACUAAUUCACUAGUAGAAUUGGUUAAUUCAUGUCCUUCUUGCUUGCACACAAAGACUGCGCGCGCGCGCAUCCUUAAUUCUCAAUUCACUUUUUAUUCCUUUAUGAGUGCAUUGCACGUGACUUUUCACCUCCUUCGAAACUGUACAAAAAAAUAUCCACUUCUCCACUCCUUUCUUUGCCUUCUACAGAUUUUUUUUCUUCCUUAUGUUACAGGAUUACAAUUCAUAUAUAUUUUGAGAGAUUUUCUGCUUCUGAUGAUCUUUUUUCUUCUUCAUGUUUUCUAUGGCAGUGAUUGCUGUAUGUCGAUUUGCUUCAUUUUUACAGAGUGACAUGCUUUUUAUAUUUUUUUUUAAAGAUAAAUUCUAGAGAAAGAAAAAAAAUGCCAAUCCACCCAAAAAGGACACUAAAACACUCCUUUAUAGCUCCCACUUAAUUUUACGCAAUACAAAAGAUACUCUUUUUUUUCUUACACAUUCUUACUCAACAGUUCUAUAAUUAACGAAAAAGAAUAAUGAUGAAAUGAUGGUGUUUUUUUUAGAAAAACAUGCUUUUUGUUUGUUUUGAUGUCUUUGGCGCAAUUUGGAAUUUAUAUAAUUAUACUCACUAAAUGAUUUUGAAAGGGGUUAAGAAUUAAUUUAAUUCAAGAAAAAUUAUGUGAUGAUGAUUCUUCCCUCAACACUUUCUUAAUUUUCUCCGAGCUUUCUUUCCUGGGUAAAAUAAAUGAAUGAGUGCGACUUUUUCUUGCCUCUCGUGUUGAUUUAAGAGUUAAUAAAAUCAGUCUUUAUACUUCUUUUUCUCUGUUACAAGUAAUGUUUUUUUUCUUGAAGUAUUAUUUUUUAGUUAUUGCAUUUCCAUUAAAAAUUCCUCCGUCGUUUUUCUCAUUGUAAUUGUUUUUUUUUACUUCUUCUCAAAUUCAGUGGAAGAAAUGAGAAAUAUAUAUUUAAAAAUUAGCAAAUCAUCAACACAGAAACAAUGACGUUUUUUUUU
Messenger RNA from Phlebotomus argentipes, 3481 nucleotides. It is a transcript of the gene hyx, whose product is annotated as parafibromin. Gene Ontology annotation, cellular component: Cdc73/Paf1 complex. Gene Ontology annotation, biological process: transcription elongation by RNA polymerase II; positive regulation of transcription elongation by RNA polymerase II. The coding region runs from base 44 to 1621 and encodes 525 amino acids. Gene Ontology annotation, molecular function: RNA polymerase II complex binding. The record is from RefSeq and is a predicted model, not a curated record. NCBI's taxonomy places the organism in Eukaryota, Metazoa, Arthropoda, Insecta, Diptera, Psychodidae. The transcript has 3 exons.